UCUUCCCUUUUUCUCUCGUCCCUCCCAGCAGCAGUUCAGUGAGAUCCAGGAGAAAGGAGGAGUGUAGCAGCUGGGAGAACCUUGAGAAGCGGCCAAGGGACUCGAGGACCAGGCGAGGGGCUGCUGCAGACCACACCGUGCGGGGGCUUGGCUUUGUUUUACCCCACCCCCCCACGAGAUAAAUAAACAAAAAUCUUACCCCCGCGUCUGUGUAAAAGGGCUUUGACGUCUGGACUUGCACCCCUUCGGCUGCAUCACUGCUGGGAACCGCGCGCUACCAGGAACCGUCUACCUGCCGGACUCCCAGGAGGAUUUGGCUUGUGUGUCUUGGAGAGAGCUUGUCCGGCGAGGAUGGAUCUCUUGCACCUCUUACGGCUGCUGCUUACCACCUGUGUGUUCGGCCUGUCCCAGACAAUCAACCCCUUUGUGGUGCAGCAAACUGCAUCUGACCCUUGCUACGAUGAGAACAGCGCCCCCCGGCGCUGCAUCCCCGAGUUUGUCAAUGCUGCCUUUGGGAAGGAAGUGCAGGCCUCCAGCACGUGUGGGAAGCCUCCCACUCGCCACUGCGAUGCCUCAGACCCUCGCAAAGCCCACCCGGCAUCUUACCUCACGGACCUCAACACUGCCUCCAACAUGACGUGCUGGCGCUCCGAGAGCCUGCACCUUUCCCCUCAGAACGUCACGCUGACCCUCUCCCUGGCCAAGAAGUUUGAGGUGAUUUAUGUCAGCCUGCAGUUUUGUUCGGCCCGGCCUGAGUCAGCGGCCAUUUUAAAAUCUAUGGAUUAUGGCAAGACCUGGGUGCCUUACCAGUACUACUCCUCCCAGUGCCGGAAGAUCUACGGCAAGCCCAACAAAGCCACCGUCACCAAGCAAAAUGAGCAGGAGGCGCUGUGCACCGACGGCCACACAGAUCUGUACCCGCUCACUGGGGGCCUCAUUGCCUUCAGCACGCUGGACGGCCGGCCCUCUGCCCAAGACUUCGACAACAGCCCAGUGCUCCAGGACUGGGUGACAGCUACGGACAUCCGGGUCAUUUUCAGCCGCCCCCAUUUGUUCCGGGAGCUGGGGGGCCGGGACAAUGAGGAGGACGAUGGCGGGACCGGCUCGUCUUCAUACUACUAUGCCGUGGCCUGUAACUGUAACCUGCAUGCCCGGCGCUGCCGCUUCAACAUGGAGCUGUACAAACUCUCAGGCAGGAAGAGUGGAGGUGUCUGCCUCAACUGUCGCCACAACACGGCCGGCCGGCACUGCCAUUACUGCAAAGAGGGGUUCUACCGGGACAUGAGCAAAUCCAUCACAGACCGCAAGGCCUGCAAAGCUUGUGACUGCCACCCUGUUGGUGCAGCUGGUAAAACCUGCAACCAGACCACUGGGCAGUGCCCAUGCAAAGAUGGUGUGACAGGGCUCACCUGCAAUCGCUGUGCCAAGGGCUACCAGCAGAGCCGGUCACCUGUGGCUCCCUGCAUCAAGAUUCCUGCCAUCAACCCAACCUCCGUGGUCACCAGCACAGAAGAGCCGGCAGACUGUGAUUCGUACUGCAAGCCAGCCAAAGGCAACUACAAGAUUAAUAUGAAAAAAUACUGCAAGAAGGAUUAUGUUGUCCAAGUGAAUGUCUUAGACAUGGAGACAGUGGCCAACUGGGCUAAGUUCACUGUCAACGUCCUCUCGGUCUACAAGUGCCGCGACGAGCGCGUGAAGCGUGGUGAUAACUUCCUGUGGAUCCACAUGAAAGACCUGGCCUGCAAGUGCCCCAAGAUCCAAAUCAGCAGAAAAUACCUUGUCAUGGGGAUCAGCGAAAACCCCACUGACCGGCCAGGACUCAUGGCCGACAAGAACAGCCUGGUCAUCCAAUGGCGGGAUGCCUGGACCCGGCGCCUGCGGAAACUGCAGCGGCGGGAGAAGAAGGGGAAGUGUUUGAAACCAUGAUGGGUUUUGUGUCUGUCCCUUACUAAAGUUCCCGCCCUAUGCGCAUUCUUCAGACUGUUCCUCAGAGACUCUGUAUAUUUAUAUAGCGUGAACAGACUCUCCUGUCUAUAGUGUAUAUUUGCGAUGGGUUCCUUUGUGUGCGUGAAGGCCCGGGUGUGCCUGGGUGUGUGUGUGUCCUUAAUGUUGAU
Mauremys reevesii (Reeves's turtle) is the source of this 2114-nucleotide messenger RNA. It is a transcript of the gene NTN3, whose product is annotated as netrin 3. Lineage: Eukaryota; Metazoa; Chordata; Testudines; Geoemydidae. Gene Ontology annotation, molecular function: protein binding. The transcript is spliced from 7 exons. The record is from RefSeq and is a predicted model, not a curated record. The coding region runs from base 352 to 1926 and encodes 524 amino acids.